This is a messenger RNA of Neurospora crassa OR74A, 2472 nucleotides long. Its product is annotated as meiotically up-regulated 182 protein. Gene Ontology annotation, cellular component: mitochondrion. NCBI's taxonomy places the organism in Eukaryota, Fungi, Ascomycota, Sordariomycetes, Sordariales, Sordariaceae. The transcript has 7 exons. Gene Ontology annotation, molecular function: NAD(P)HX epimerase activity. Bases 334 to 1044 code for a protein of 236 amino acids. The record is from RefSeq and is a predicted model, not a curated record.
AAAAUUCAAAGGGGAGCAAUUAGUACCUCUACUGUACUGUAGGACAAACUGAACGGAAUUCAUUCCAAUUCCUUCAAUCCGGGCUGUAACAUCUCUGGUCAAUUUCUACUGAAUUCUCUGCUCUUCAUCGUCAAUCCGCAAGCUUUCCUUUGUAACGUCCCAUCCUUUUUCCGUGUACACUACCUGCCCUUUUGGCAUCUACAGACCAUUUCCAAUACUACUACCACUUCCCCUCCGCCGCCUUUCAUCUCCAGAACUUCUUUCCAUUCCUCGUCUUCCAUCACACUGCACAUACCGUUCCAACGCUCGUCUUGUCCAAGAUUCACCCACACCAUGGCGCUCAAGACCCUCUCCGCAAAGGCUGCCGCUGCUCUUGACCGCGAGCUCAUGAGCACGGGGGCCUUUUCCAUCGACCAGCUCAUGGAACUGGCAGGCCUCUCGGUCUCUCAAGCUGUCGCCCGAGUCCACCCUACCAAGCAGGGCCGCCGAGUGCUGGUUGCUGUUGGCCCUGGAAACAAUGGGGGUGACGGCCUCGUGGCUGCUCGACACCUUUUCCACUACGGCUAUCAGCCUGCCAUCUACUAUCCGAAGCGACCCAAGAACGAUCUCUAUCAGCGCCUAGUCAAACAAUGUGAAGACCUAGAGAUACCCUUUGUUGAUGACUUUUUCGCGGCUCUGGAGUCUACCGACCACGUCGUCGAUGCCAUCUUUGGUUUCAGUUUCUCUGGCGAGGUGCGCGAGCCGUUCCCUGCCGUCAUCAACGCCAUGGCCGAGACAAAGGUUCCAGUGACCUCGGUCGAUGCUCCAUCGUCGUGGGACAUUAACGAAGGACCGCCCAAGUCCGGCGUGGGCAGCAACUUUCACCCUAAUGUCUUGGUUAGCUUGACGGCUCCGAAACCUCUGGUCAAGUACUUCAAGGGCCGGCAUUUUGUAGGAGGACGGUUCGUCGCUCCGUCGAUUGCGAAAAAGUACGACUUUGACGUUCCCAAGUAUGAGGGUAUCGACCAGAUUGUCGAGAUCACCGACAACCAAGUCAAGAUCUAAAGGCUUCUUUUUCUGGCCGCCCUGUCAACGUGGUUGUCGCCGGUGCUGGUUGGAUGGCGGUGGUGUCGCUGCUGCUCUCUUCUCGGAUCCAACCCAGGCAGGCUACAUGAGGAUGCAGCCCCCGUGUCGACUGUUUGGGCAAGUAGGGCUCGGACAGCCUCCGUCGUUCAUGUCCAGGCGCUUUCGAAUGGUCCCGUUUGGGCAGCGGAUCAAGGGUGGAUGGCAGUCCUUGCAAAACUCGACGUAGACUAAGUAGUCUUUCCCGCAGGCUGGGCAGUCAUGGGUGAUGUGCUCGAUGCACAUUAAAUCGGACGGGUUAACGAGUUGGUACGGUUAAUUGUCGACGGUAAUAUCUGGCAUCCAGGGGUAACAUGGGCUGCGUAUCCGACGUCGAGCUUGUCGAUGUUAUGCUUUGGUCUUUUUUUUCGGUGGUGUGGCUUGCGUGCAGGUUAUCCUCUCCUGAGUUGUGUGGUAUGGAUCGCUGGUGGUGUGGCUGCUGCUGCUGCUCGCUCCUUUCUCUCCUGGUACGUAACCUGCUGACAGGCGGACUGACUGACUGGCCUGACGGCUGGCUCGGUGUGGUACGACGUUGGUUACACUUUCAGAAGAAAGACGGCCAAUGCGAUAGGACGAUGAGGUGUUAUUGCAGCAGCAGAAGUCUGGCAAAUGGCACAGCGCAGACCAACCCUUUCUGGAUGUUGGGGAGCAGGGAGGGGCUUGGCAGGGCUCCAACAGAGUGGUAGAUGGGUGCUGUUUGGGUCCUUCGGUUCCCAAAAUAGGCAAGCGAGUCGUUAACGAAACAAAGAGACUGGCAGAAGUGUGAAGUGGGUGGGGGAGGUCCGCUAGCCGCUCGCUGGGUUAAUGCUUAUAGCGUCGGGUACAGCAAGCAAGCAAGCAAGCAAGCAAGCAAGCAAGCAACCAAGACAACUUAUCCUUCUUUCUACUCGCUGGGAAUGAGGAAACACGCAGAACGCCGUUGAAGAUGGAGAAAGAACAAAGUGACUCAAUGAAAUGAGCCUCCAAGCACUGCCCUCCGUGGCAAGUGAGUGAAAGAGGUGUGGCGUCGGUUUACCUGUCUUUUUGGGGUAAUAGGUUGGCCACCGCGGAAGAAGGAGAAGCAGCGAACGACACCAGUAUACUGGCUGUGUGUGACGGGAGCUCCAUCUGGAAGACGGAAAGGGUCAAGGGCAACAGGCCUGACAGCGAGGAUGACUGAGUCGGGUCGGCACCGGAGCCAAUAUUGCCCCCCUCGCUGGGGCCAGUGGGCAUUGCGAGUAGUGUAGUUCGCAAAUUUCGUGCCGGGUUUUGGUACUCUGAUAGUUCAUGUGAAAAAAGAAAAUUCCCGAACAAGGAGCGGUAUAUUACCUGGGCGUGCCCCAUCCGACCGGAUUCAAUUCCGCAAGCCCAGUUCCAUUCUUGUUUCUCCCC